UUGGAAAAUGCACGUGUGCGGUAUCAAAAACACUCACAAACAUACACAGGCUUGCUGUGAAGUACCGUGUUGUUUCUACUGACAAGUGAGCCAGCAGUACAUACAGUACUUACCUGUUCUGAAUCGUUGCGCUAUUACUUCCUACGAUGCCCAAGGCAAAAGCAAGAUCUACUGCUUUUAGCUUUACAUGAAUAAGCUGCAGCAUUCGCCCAUACAAAACGGAAAUUUUGGGAGCACUUCGAGAACAGGCCUAGAUUUACAGGUACAUAAUAAUGUAUCACGUUUUGCCCCGAUUAGCCUAAAUUGCUUAGUAGUAGUGUGAUCAGUGCUCUCGUCCGGUCCGCGCAGUUUUGUUUGUGUUAACAAGUAACAACUAUGGAUUCCGGCGUCCACUCGCCAUCAUGUCCAGGAUUUUUAGAUUUGCCAUGGGAGCUUAUGGAGCAUAUUAUCCUGCAGAAUUCGUUGUCGUUCCGCGAUAUGGUAUCCACGAUACGUGUAUUAGCACCGAAUGAUCAAACGGUGAAGUGCUUUGUCGCGUCGGCAAAUUAUUCAGAAACGCUGUGGGAGAAGAAAUUCAGGCGCUUAUAUCCUGAUCUGUACCGCAUUUUUGUGCAGUAUCCGACCAAUAAAUUCUGCCGAAAAAUUGACUGGUACUCGCUGCUGCAGACACGUUAUGAAAUUGGUAAAGAAAUCGGUCCAGUACUGCGUGCCAUGCGAACUGACGCCAUGUAUUCUUAUCUGGAAACGGCUGGCCAUCAGCAGGACAGGCUGAUUACUCAUUGGCUGGAUUCUGACCCAGGCGAUAUACGCUAUCCCCGCAGCGAGCGGGAAACCAGAUCGCCCAAUGCCGGUGUACUCAACACUGCACUGGAUUACAACUUCCACAAGGUCAGUUCAGUGCCGGAGGAUGUGGAUCAGUGCAAAAUAUGUACGGAGUGUCAUUAUGGACCGGCUGCCGUAGUUACUUCCUUUGUGAUGCAAAUGUCCGGAGCUUUAAACACUGAUAAUUCUGAGACGUUUAGACUUCAGAAAUGCGGUCAAGUGCAGCAUCGUAUGACGGAGCUUCUUCUUCGGUCCGGCAAAAUUACGAAUCCAUAUUGGUUGGGUGAAAAUGGCGAUCAUAUCGUGACUAGUACUGUUGCUGCGGGUUGGCUAAUUUUGGAUGCUUGCCGAGAAAAUAUCGAAAAUCUCACGAUAUCCGAAAAAAAGACAAACUUGGCGCACACUGGGACAAUAAAUCACGGCGUGCAACUUAUGCGGAUGUGCCAGACUAAGGUGUCAACUAUGGAAAUUUGCUCGGGAUUUCUCUCCGUGUUAUCUCAAAUUGCAAGCGACGACUUGCACGCAUUUGGUGGAACGUGCGAUGAAUUUUUUGUUUGCUUGAAUUUUUUACAAGCCUGCUAUCCGUUAUGUUCGGAUGUAGUCGGUAAAUUUUAUUCGAACGUGUGGAAAGCCGCAUCACGGGUCCGAAAGCUUAUGGCUCAACGGAAACAUUACCCAGUUCAAGGCAUGGAUUUUAUCCAACUUGUGAUAUCGUGGAUAAGUCAGGCUGUGCAGGAAAUGGGAACGGAUCUCCUGCCCGAUGAACUCGCAAUAGCAAGUGGUGCAAUUUGCAACUUUCCUUACACUGCCGUUGUGGAAACCUGUCCGUCGAUUUUGACCUUUACGUUUUUAGCCAAAUGUUUCCUUGCCCGCGAUAACAUUGCUGUAACGCUAAGGAAAUUAUGGCUGAAUAUUGCAGCUACGAAUCCAGAAGGCAGCCAGGAUACAUAUCGGAAUAAAAUUUACAUUGUGCUGCCUUGUUUUACUGUUGAAGGACGCGAUCAUUUGUGUUUGCCUUACCGGCAAAAUGGACGUUUUCCCGAAAUCUUCUGCGAUUAUGCUGUCUUGGCGGCUGCUCUGCAUAAAAAUUUGUUUGAUGGAAUAUACGAAUCAUUCGGAACGGUUCGGGAGUUAAGAAUAGCAUCGCUUGCAAGUACAGGCCUCGUUGAUCAUCUACAUGACUAUUUAACUAGCGACUUCCAUCAGCCGGACACUUGCAUUGCCCGCGCUGUAGCAAAAAGAUCAGAGUCGUAUGGAGGAAUUUUUGUGAAGGAUCAGCGUGCACUAUUCGGCGAAAUAAGUCCAUCUAAUUUCGGAUUUUUCGCUGAUUAUUGCAGAAUGCAAGCUACAACUGAUACGAACGCUCACAGUGAGCGGCCUGUGCGAAAUUCCCCGGCGACGUACGAAUCUGAAUGCACGUUGCCUGUUGGCACCGUAGUCAGCAUGAAAUAUCGAAGUUUUAUACUGGAUAUCGAGGACGACAGCGUGGAUCACUUAGCCGUAAUAGUUAAUUGGAAAUCAUCAAGAAAAGCUGGCGUUUCUGAUGAAGGAGGCGCUCAACGUAUCCGUUACUGCCUGUUGUGCCUCGACUCUCCUCAUGAAAAUGACCCGUAUGUUCCGCCCGCCUGCGCAAAACUUGCCGCGAAGAUGACCGUAGUUGACAAUAUUCCAAUCCAAGUCCAGGCGCAUUUGCACACAAACAUUGUUCUCUGGGCAUUCUUUAAUAGUUUUGAUGGAAUGUUUCUUGUUCCCCAACCUGCUUUAAAAGAAAUGUAUCCGGACGAUUAUAAAAAACAAGAUGUUAUUCGAGCCUUAGCCGGGCAUACGGCUCGCGACCGUGUCAUGUAAUGCGCAUAAUGUUGCUUUUAUGUUAAAUGGGAUGCCUGCGAUGCCGCAUUAUAGUUGUAAAUAGUUAAGAGAAAUAAUAG
This is a messenger RNA of Paramacrobiotus metropolitanus, 2750 nucleotides long. RefSeq lists its product as uncharacterized. The record is from RefSeq and is a predicted model, not a curated record. The transcript is spliced from 2 exons. NCBI's taxonomy places the organism in Eukaryota, Metazoa, Tardigrada, Eutardigrada, Parachela, Macrobiotidae. The coding region runs from base 376 to 2670 and encodes 764 amino acids.